Messenger RNA from Ostrinia furnacalis (Asian corn borer), 1495 nucleotides. RefSeq names its product cytochrome P450 CYP12A2-like. The coding region runs from base 100 to 1458 and encodes 452 amino acids. Lineage: Eukaryota; Metazoa; Arthropoda; Insecta; Lepidoptera; Crambidae. The transcript has 9 exons. The record is from RefSeq and is a predicted model, not a curated record. Gene Ontology annotation, molecular function: heme binding; iron ion binding; monooxygenase activity.
AGAUCUAUCUCAAUAAAUGCGGCGGGUGUCACUAAUACAAAAAGUCUCAAGCCAUGGAAGAAAAUACCAGGUCCCACGUCUUUGCCAAUCAUAGGCCAAAUGCAUCAUUUUAUGCCUUGGGGUGAAUUAAAUAAUGCAUUUUCGGUAGAGUUUGGAAAACAUUUAUAUCAGAAAUAUGGACCAAUAGUAAGGUUCGAUGGGUUCUUUGGAAGCACCCCCUUCGUCGUUUUAUUCGAUCCUGACUGCGUGUCGGUCGUACUUCAAUCGGAAAACGUUAUGCCUAUCCGACCCGGAUUCCAAACUCUCACGUAUUAUAGAAGACGUAAAAACAAAGAUAAUCAGCCAAUGGGACUGCUUGCUGAUGUCGGUGAUGCUUGGAAGCAAUUCCGUACGGUGGUGAACCCAGUCCUGCUGCAGCCGGAGGUCAUCAGGCUCUACAGCGAGAAGCUCGACGGAGUCGCGGUGGACAUGGUGGCCAGGUUGAGACGUCUACGUGGCAAAAACGGCAUGAUUCAGAGCCCAUUCGACGUCGAGAUGAACCUUUGGUCUAUGGAAUCAGUUUGUUUGGUGGCUCUCGGGCGGCGUAUCAACUGCCUUGACCCAAAACUGCCCACCCAUUCAACUGAGAGAAGACUUCUGAAUCUCGUCCACGAAAUAUACAAGGUAGCAGAUGAACUGGAUUUCAGACCGAGUUUGUGGAGAUACUUCCCAACGAGAACCUUUAAGAAGGCUAUGAAGUUAUACGAAGAACAAGAAAACACUGCCAGAUAUUUUAUCGACCGAACAAUAGAAGAACUUAAAGCGAAAGGUGGCAGCAAAAUUGAGUCAGAAAAAGGCGUUUUGGAGAAAUUACUUGACAUAAAUAAAGAAAUGGCCGUUCUCAUGGCAUCCGAUAUGAUCACAGCUGGCGUGGAUACGACUUCAAUAACAAUGACUGCGAUAUUGUACCUGCUUGCUAUAAAUCAACACAAGCAAAACAUUCUUAGAGAAGAAGUGAUGUCGCAAAAUGGGAAGAAAACGUACUUGAGGGCGUGUAUAAAGGAGGCCAUGAGGAUGAUGCCAGUCUCUGCGGGGAAUGCCAGGGAAACUACCAAGGACUACAGCCUGCGCGGAUACCACGUACCAAAAGGAAUACAAGUCACAUUUAUGCACCAAGUCAUGUCGCAGAUGGAGGAACAUUACCACAGAGCGCACGAGUUCAUCCCAGAGAGAUGGAUCGCCGACAACGAUGAUCCCUUGUUCUUUGGGAAAGCCAACCCUUUCACUUAUAAUCCCUUUGGAUUUGGUGUUCGUAGCUGCAUUGGUCACCACAUUGCCACUUUAGAGAUGGAAACGCUCCUUACUAGAAUCAUCCAGAACUACAAGGUCGAGUGGCCUGGUGCCCCCGGCAUUGUGGUCCAGUCGUCCACCCUUAACUAUAUUAAGGGCCCAUUCAAAUUUGUUUUUAAAGACGUUUGACUGAACAAACAUGAUUUAUUGAAAUUUUAAUAAUAUA